Messenger RNA from Physella acuta, 4479 nucleotides. RefSeq names its product zinc finger protein 883-like. Gene Ontology annotation, molecular function: RNA polymerase II cis-regulatory region sequence-specific DNA binding; DNA-binding transcription factor activity, RNA polymerase II-specific. Lineage: Eukaryota; Metazoa; Mollusca; Gastropoda; Physidae. The record is from RefSeq and is a predicted model, not a curated record. Gene Ontology annotation, biological process: regulation of DNA-templated transcription.
AUGUGAAAUAAUUAUUAAAAUUUAAGGAGUCACCUGUUUUUCACAUUACAAAUCGCGGGCGAUUUUACGUACCCAAAACGAUAGAUUACCAGCUUUUCUUACUAGAUCUAGAUCUAAAUCUAGAAUUUACCCAAAUUUCAAAUUAAACAAUAAACAUGACUACUGAAUGAUAGACAUCCAUACUACUUAAAGUUGACGUGAGCGACAUGGUUUUUUAGUUAUUUAUAGCUUCUAAAUUGGUUCAUAUCUAAGAAGCUGUCCAGCAUGGAGGUGGAAACAGAUGUGUUAGCUGCAGUUUCAUCUACUGUAGAUAUACAGUCAAAUGAAUUAACAGAGAUUUCAUCUUCUGAAGAUUUGAAACCAGAUCUAUCGGCCAUAUUUUCAUCUUCUGCUGGCAUCAAAACAGAAUUAUUGUCAUUUUACAAUUCUCAGAAUAUAAAACCUGACAUGACAUUUAAUACCACUCAAGAUGUUAAACCUGAUGUUACACCAGACUUUUCUUCUUCUGCUGACAUCAAAACAGAAAUAUUGACAUUUAUUAAUUUCCAGGAUAUAAAACCUAACAUGUCAUUUAAAACUUCUCAAGAUGUUAAACCUGAUGUUAAUUCAGAAUUUUCUUCUUCUAAUGACAUAAAACCAGAAUUAUCAUUUUUUAAUGUUCAGGAUAUAAAACCUAACAUGUUUUUUAAUACUUCUCAAGAUGUAAAACCUGAAAUUAUAUGUUCAAUUGAAAAUAAUAAUAAGAAACCAGCUGCAUCAGCAGUAUUUUCAACAUCUGAAAAUUUAAAACCAGAAUUAUCACCUACUGAAAAUUUAAAACAAGAUUUCACAACAGAAUUUUCACUUUUUGAGAAUAAACAAGAAAAUGGACUUGAAGAAAAUCUACAAUUGUCUGGGGACAACGGAAAUAAAAUUGUUUACUAUCAUCAAACAUUUUCUCAAAGUUCUAAAAGUAAUAUGCAUAAAAAUGUUCAUUCUGAAGAUAAGCCAUAUAAGUGUGAGGUCUGUCUUAAAAGGUUUUCUCAAAGUUCUCAUUUAAGAGUACAUAAAAAAGUUCAUUCAGGAGAAAGGCCACAUGAAUGUGAUGUUUGUUAUAAAAGGUUUUCUAUAAGUUCUAAUUUAAGAAAACAUAAAAAAGUUCAUUCAGGAGAUAAACCACAUGAAUGUGAUGUUUGUCAUAAAAGAUUUACUCGAAGUUGUACCUUAGGUAAACAUAAAAAGAUUCAUUCAGGAGUAAGGCCACAUGAAUGUGGUGUUUGUCAUAAAAUCUUUGUGGAGAAGAAAGAUCUAUUACAACAUAAAAUUAUUCAUUCUGCACAUAAACCACAUGAAUGUGAUGUUUGUCAUAAAAGGUUUUCUCAUGGUUUUCAUUUAAGAGAACAUAAAAUGGUUCAUUCAGGAGAAAGGCCACAUGAAUGUGAUGUUUGUCAUAAAAGAUUUUCUAGUUCUCAGUUAAGGGCACAUAAAAGGACUCAUUCAGGAGAUAAACCACAUGAAUGUGAUGUUUGUCAUAAAAGGUUUUCUAGAAAUUGUGAAUUAAAAAUACAUAAAAAUGUUCAUUCUGGAGAUAAGCCAUAUGAAUGUGAUGUUUGUCAUAAAAAGUUUGGUCGGAAGACACAUCUAUUACGACACAAAAAUGUUCAUCCUGGAGAUAAGCCAUUUGAAUGUGAUGUUUGUCAUAGAAGAUUUUCUCAAAAUUGUAAUUUAAAAGAACAUACAAAAGUUCAUUCAGGAGAAAAGGCACAUGAAUGUGAUGUUUGUCAUAAAAGGUUUUCUAAAAAUUCUGAUUUAAAAAGACAUAAAAAUGUUCAUUCUGGAGAUAAGCCACAUGAAUGUGAUGUUUGUCAUAAAAGGUUUUCUCAAAGUUCUGGUUUAAGUUAUCACAAAUAUGUUCAUUCUGGAGAUAAGCCAUAUGAAUGUGAUGUUUGUCAUAAAAGGUUUACUCGAAGUUCUAACUUAGGUAAACAUAAAAAGAUUCAUAAAUGAUUUACUCAGAAUAGUUUAAAUACACAUAAAAAACUUUUUUUGGCCGUAAAUGGUUUUCUCAACGUUUUUAAUUAAGUGCACAUGAAAACGUUCAUUCAUGAGGCAAGCUAUAUGAAAGUGGUAUAUGUCAUUAAAGGUUUUCUAGAAGUUGUAGUCUAAAUGAUGUUUUACACAAAUGAUUUUCUCAAAUUUAAAUACUCUUAAAAAAUUCAUUCUAUAUGUAAGACAGAGGAAUGUGAUGUUGGUAAGGAAAUGUUUUCUUUUAAAUUUACUUUAUAUAGUCAAAGAAAUUCAUCAUGACUUAAAACCAAUUUAAAGUCAUUUUUUAUUAUUAUUAUUGUAACCCUCACUCAGGGGGGAUGCUUUUACCCACUGAGGUAUUGUGGUUAAGACGGGCUGACCCUGAGAUUAAGUACACACUGACACCGACAGUUGUUGUCAAGUACUCGCUUUAUUUACAGCAUCGAGCCAUGACGGCGAUGCAACACAGUAGUACAAAACAAACUAGCCAAGAAGAAAGAUCCAAAAAAUCCAAACAAUCCAAAAACCAAAAGCUGUAGCCCUAAAACAAAUGUAAAUAAAAAAAGUUACAUUCCUGACAACACCAUGUGUAGGCUACAAUAUACACGGGUAUAAUAAAAUAUGUUUUGGCCAGUACACAGUGCUGCCAACAAGUACCAAUAAGUAGUACUACAAAUAACUAGUGUGCACAUGCAGCACUAGCAGGAAUACACAAAUAAGUACUUUAACAAACAUAAUUUAUAUAACUACCUUCAUUAGGUCUAUACCUUGGUCACCAUGUCCACAGACAGCAGCCUUGCGUGUGCGACACGGCUGGGCAUGAAACUACCCACAGUCCCAUGUCACAUGACAUGGAACACAGGUAACAUCGCUCACAAAAGCAUAAAAAAACAGCGUCAACAGUUCAGUUGCAGUCCCACAGGGGCCGCAACCCAAUGAAUAAAAACUUCAUAUUUUUAUCCCCCUUGGCUGGUAACCAUAUGUGUUACAAUUAUUAUUAAAUUUCUUAUAAUUUUUCUCUGCACAUAACUUCCAAUAGUGGCCCAUAGUUAAUAAAUAUUUAUGUUAUAAAAAGGUUCUUUUGUCAAAGAGUAUACCUCGUCAAUUAUUAUACAUACUCUAAAAAGAAAUUGUAUUCUGACUGUAAAAGGAAAUAGCAUCCUAUUGUCAGCUGCAUGUGUACAUUUUUUUCUUUAUGUAUUCGGCUUCUUUCUGUGUUAUUUGUAAAUAUGUAUGAUAGGAGAAGUAAGCUAUAACUUUAGGGAGCCAGGAUUUUAUUUUUAUACCGGCAUGGUCUUGUUCAGGCAACACAGUUAAUUUGCCUGUUUCAGAUUAUAUAAAAUUGACAAUGCACAUUCAUUGGGAUAAGGAAGUUAGCCAAACCUGAUGAAACCAAUUACACAUUAACAAUAACAGAAGCUAACUAAAACAAAACACGCUGUUCAAGUUCAAUGUAUUAUUUACAUUUACUAGAUGUUUACAAUAUAUGUAGGCCCUACUGUUAAACAAUUCUCAUUUACACGACUUACAAACAGCUCAGUCAGCCAUUCAGCAACAUGACAAAAUAUCAGGUUGACAGGUAAAACAACCUCCAUUAGACAAGUACAAUGACAUCAGGCCAGCAGUCACAGUGGCAUCUGGCCAACAGGUACAGUGACAUCAAAACUUCUGAGCAGACAAAAUAUUUUUGUAAAAACUUUUUCAUCCUUCGCUAAAUGUCCUUAAUCAUUAUAUUUAGAGGUAUAGAAUCACAAAUCCUAUGACCAAACUCAACUGGAUGCAAUGUAUAACUCAAACAGACUAUAUGUUAAAACUUCCUCUCCCUCCCCACUAUUUACAUGUCUUAUGGAACUAACCCCCAGCUUCAUGUUGCUCCAACCAUUGCAAGGAUUAUGUUCACUUCCUUACUUUUGCUAAAUGUUGUUUUUUUUUAAAUUUUAUUUAAAUGCAAUUGUAACCUGUUAUAUGUAAUUUUAUCUUUCUUCACACCUUCUCAAUAUGAACUUUAUGCCAAAUCUCAGACUCCUCUUUGCAUGCUAUGUGAUUGAAAAGAGUAUAAAAUAAUUUUCUUCACAUAUUCAUUUAGGCUAUACAAUUUAAAGAUUAACCGCACAUUUUAAUGUCGUAAAUUAACAUUUAAAUUUUUACAAAAACAGCAAAAAUUAAGAACUUGAAGAAAAGAAAGACUUAAGCUGCAAUCGUUACAUUUUGGUAUCUUAGUUUUAACAUAAUGUAAUUUUUGACUAGUUGUUAUUUAAUUUUAUAUUGCUUACUAUUAAAAAAAUAGCCUUGUAAUGUAAAUUCUAAUGUAGUGAAUUAUUAGAAAUUGUAACGUGAAAAUUUUAAGAAAUAAAAUGGCUAAAGUGAGUGUCAAAUUUUAUUAUUAUUGUUUUUCUAACAACACUUUCUGUAUGUAAAUUCCAAGGAGGCCAAUCUGUUUUGAAUGCUGGGGUGUAUUUUACUCUCUUGUGA